Mercurialis annua (annual mercury) is the source of this 2576-nucleotide messenger RNA. RefSeq lists its product as uncharacterized. Gene Ontology annotation, molecular function: protein binding. The transcript is spliced from 11 exons. The record is from RefSeq and is a predicted model, not a curated record. Lineage: Eukaryota; Viridiplantae; Streptophyta; Magnoliopsida; Malpighiales; Euphorbiaceae. Bases 96 to 2420 code for a protein of 774 amino acids.
AUCCUUUUCAAAAAAAAAAUAUAAAUUACAAAUCAAAGCUUCUCUGUGUUCUUCAAUGGCGAAAUAAAAAAACCUUAAUAAAACUAACCUAAUCAAUGGAAGGCCAAUUUCAACAGCAUCAGCAGCAACAACCGUCAUGUCGUGCUUAUGGACCUCACCAAAUGAAAAUGACGAUUCAGCCCUCCUCACAGCCAGACAAUGAUAGAACCACCACGGAAUUGCGAGCACUCGAUUGUAAUCUCACUUCUCUUUGCGAUCAUAUCCAUAUCGAGGGUUUUAACUCCGGUUUAUUCUCCGAUAUCGUCGUCCAUGCUAUGGGCGCCACGUAUCACCUCCAUCGGCUGAUUCUAUCUCGCAGCUCUUACUUCAGGAAUAUGUUGCAUGGUCCUUGGAAGGAAGCUAGCUCACCAAUUGUGAAUUUACAUGUGGAUGAUAAAAAUGUUAAUGGUGAAGCUAUUGCUGUGGCUUUAGCUUAUCUCUAUGGUCAUCACCCUAAACUUAAUGAUAUUAAUGCGUUCCGUGUCUUGGCUGCUGCUUCUUUUCUUGACCUUCAGGAUUUAUGCACUAUAUGUACAGAUUUUAUAAUCUCUGAAUUGUGGACUUCCAAUUUCUUGGCUUAUCAGGUAUUUGCAGAGAGUCAAGAUUAUGGGAUACAUGGAGAGCGUGUAAGAAAUGCUUGCUGGUGUUACCUUUGUCAAAGUGGUGCCAUGGAAUUGAAAGAGGUGCUUCCAAGGCUUUCUUCUCACACUUUACAUGCAUUAUUGACCUCAGAUGAACUGUGGGUACUUAGUGAAGAGAAACGGUUUGAAUUGGCACUGUACGCGCUGCUUGUCAAAUGUGCUCCAUGCAAUACAGAACAUUCUGAGCAGGGAACAUCCUGUUCUGAGAUGGGCGUGGGUCUUCAUUCUGACUCUUCAAAAGCGAAAGGAAAAAGUCUGGAUGAUAAUUUCUGUAGAAAGAGAUUGGAAUCAGAAGUGGGACGUUGUUCAAAAAAUGAAAUAGAAGUCCAAAGUGGGGCUCAUGGUCUUCUGGUUGAACUUAUUGAUUCUGUGAAUGACUUCAAAGUUGUAGUUUCUGAUUCCCAGCAGUCAAAUUUGGAUCCCAUGCCUCUCUCUGAUGCAGAACGAUCUUCCUCAUUGACUAACUCCUUUCCUGGAAUCAAUGGAAAUAGAACCUCGUGUUCAUAUAUUGAAAUGCCAAUUGGUGUUGGAACAAGUGGACUAGGGUCUAGUGGAGGGACAAUGGAAGGGCCAUCUGAAACAGGCUCAUACCAUUUGAAUAGCAACAAUUGGGCCAGUGGUGAUCAAUCCAGGCAUUGCACAACACAAUCAUCCUGUAAUGGGCUCAUGCUCAGUGAGUGGGGAAGAUGUGGCGUGCCUCCUCUUUCAUGGGGUGGAAGGGUUGUUGGAAAAAGACAAGUAAAAAGUUUUGCUAAAUGUAAUUGCGGGGUUCGUGAAGAGGAGUAUGAUACUUUUGUCAAUAUAUUUGAAGGGGGUUCACUUUUAUAUUGUAACAUGUCUUUUGAGGCACUUUUGAACGUGAGAAAACAGCUUGAAGAAUUGGGUUUUCCUUGCAAAGCUGUCAAUGAUGGUCUUUGGCUGCAGAUGCUUUUAAGCCAGAGAGUACAAGAAAUUGGUGCUGAUACAUGUAAAAUGUGCUGCUUCACAAGUGUAGCAUGCACUUGUAGACAACCAUUUGGGUUUUCACAGGGAGCAGCCUCAACCGGUUAUUACAUGCAUGAUCAUGAUCACAGCAAUACUUCUGGUAGCAUGGGAAAUGUAUAUGUUGCUGAUUCGACUCAAUGUGAUGGAAAUGGACCCUUUAGGCCCGUCAGAGUGCAUGUUAGGGGACCUAUUGAUGGGCUUGCUGGUAUUGGACGUGGAACUACAUAUGUGCCAACAGCUGCAUGGCCGCCAACGCGUUUUGUAUUUUCCCGUGUGCCUUUUGGUAUGGGGAACAGAAACUGUCAGCAGUCUGUUGGUAAUGAGGAUUCAGAGAGUAGAACUGAUCACAAUGGAGACCUAACCAGAGAUGGGUUAACAGCUUUGGUUGGGUUAAGCCAAGGAGGGACCAGUGCCAGCAAUGUUCAUGGAGAGCAUAUGGAGAGAGGAUAUGAGGCAGAACUGCAAGGAAGAUUGUCUGGGACAUCCAUUUCAGCACCAAGUACCAGUGGCAUUCCUGUGCAGAUGCUCGAGUCGCCAGAACAUGCUAUUGGAAUUGAGUGGGAGAACACAAAUAGCUCAUCGAUAUCUUUAGAUAUGAAAACACCUUUAAGUCAUUUUCCUCCAUUUCGUUUCGGGGUUGAAUUUGAGGAUGUGCACAGGCUUAGUGAUGGCCAAGUCAAGCACUCUGUAGAAUAUUUUUAUGCUGGUUCUUUGUGGAAGGUUAGUGUUCAGGCCUUUAAUGAUGAGGAUCCUUAAGGGCGCCGAACUCUUGGAUUAUUUCUUCAUAGAAGGAAGGCCGAGAUAACUGAUCCUGUUAGAAAGGCACACAUUUAUGUGGAUACUCGUGAGAAGGUUACUGCGCGUUAUCAGGUGAAACUGCCAGUGAACAAACUCUGUUAACGUAAUUGUCUA